AUGGCAUUCCUAAGAUUCGCUUAUAAAAACUCCUGGCGAUACUACAGUCAAUCCACACGGCGUUUGUAUAAAAUACCUAUAAGAAGAGUUAUAUUACCUACAACGAUUGCUUUGUACCUGACAGACAAAUCAGUCUCAAAACAAUGUAGUGCCAUAUAUAAUGACUCAUUAAAACCAGAUCCCAAGGGUGAUACUUUCGAAAUGGGUCUCUACAUUUCUUCUGAGAAUGAAUUGCAGGAAAAGCUCAAAACUUUCAGGUCUACGAAGGUCACUGAAUCACCCAAUAAAAUAAUGAGAUUUCUAAGAAUUUUUUGGUUUGGUUUCAAUGACAAUGUUAUCGAACCUGUAUGCACUAUUUUGAGAUUUUUAGAGAUCUCUGCCAUUUUUUUACCCCUUUUGUUACUGUACCCCAUAUCUUGGUUCGGUUAUAAACUUAAAGUUACUGACACCAAUAUAACUGAGACCCGAGGUUCAUUGAUUUGGUGUCAAUUGCUACGUAAGGCAUUGGAAUUAGCUGGUCCAAGUUUUAUUAAACUUGGACAAUGGGCAGGAUCGAGAACAGAUAUAUUCUCUCACGCCUUGUGUCAUGAAUUAGGUAAAUUGCAUAGCAAUGUAUCGGCUCACUCUCUAAGAUUCACUCUUAAAAAGCUUUCCCAAGCAUUAAAGGUGGACAAAAUUGAAGAUGCUUUUGAUGAAUUUAAUUGUGCGCCAAUCGGAGUUGGGUCCAUCGCUCAAGUUUACGUGGGUGAACUAUCUCAGAACUACAUUGACAAAUAUGAUAAUAUACAAAUCGGUAAGGACGGUAAUCGUUGGUGUGCAAUCAAGAUUUUACAUCCAAAUGUAAGAUCUCAGAUUCGGAGAGAUUUGAAAAUAAUGAAAUUCUUUGCUGCCGCAAUUAACUGGAUCCCGACCAUGGAAUGGUUGUCUUUACCUAGCGAAGUCGAUCAGUUUUCCAUACUAAUGAACAUUCAAUUGGAUCUAAGGAUCGAGGCUUUGAACCUAGAGAAAUUCAAUGAGAAUUUCAAAAAUUCUAUUCAAGUGAAAUUUCCUAAACCAUUUCUUUCCUUAUCAAAUAGAGAUGUUAUGUUUGAAGAGCAUGUAUAUGGUCUUUCUAUGGAAAAGUUUCUAUCUACAAAAAAUGAGCUUGACGACGUUGAACUUUGUAAGAAGGUUAGCGAUCCUUUCGUCGACGCAUUUUUACAAAUGUUAAUUCUUGACGAUUUUGUUCAUGCAGACUUGCAUCCCGGUAAUGUUAUAAUCAGAUUUGUCAAGACAAACAAAUACGGGACAAAUAUCAUAUCCUCCGAACUUGAGUCGUUCCGGAUAACACGUGCAUUAAGGACAAAGAUUGAAGAAGAACAGGAUCAGGACUUUGUAGGUGAACUGAAGUCUAUACUGACUAAUUAUACGCCCCAAAUAUGUUUCAUCGAUACAGGAAUAAUCACAGAAUUGAAUGAAAAGAACAGAAUUAAUUUCAUCGCCCUUUUUAACGCCUUGGCACGAUUCGAUGGUUAUAGAGCUGGUGAGUUGAUGAUUGAAAGGUCAAGGACUCCAGAAACAGCCAUUGAUAAGGAAUUAUUUGCGUUUAAAGUAGAAAAGUUAGUUGACAAAGUUAAACAAAGAACGUUUACAUUAGGAACUGUAUCAAUUGGUGAUUUGCUCGAUCAGAUGUUAAGUAUGGUGAGAUCCCAUCAUGUCAGAAUGGAAUCUGACUUUGUUUCCGUGGUAGUGGCUAUUUUACUCUUAGAGGGUAUUGGACGACAAUUAGAUCCAAAUUUGGACUUAUUCGAAAGUUCGCUACCCAUAUUACGUGAGUUUGGGUUUAAGCGAGAAGCCAAAAGUCUCCUGAAAGAUGCAAGCACAUUCUCGAUGCUCAAGAUAUGGGUUGGUUUGGAAGUGCGUCAAUUAAUGCAUCUGUCCAUGAAACAAAUAUAUGAUCUUGUUAGAACCGACCAAUUGUGCCCUAAUUAUUAA
This is a messenger RNA of Saccharomyces mikatae IFO 1815, 1974 nucleotides long. RefSeq names its product Cqd1p (gene CQD1). The record is from RefSeq and is a predicted model, not a curated record. The coding region runs from base 1 to 1974 and encodes 657 amino acids. NCBI's taxonomy places the organism in Eukaryota, Fungi, Ascomycota, Saccharomycetes, Saccharomycetales, Saccharomycetaceae. The transcript is spliced from 2 exons. Gene Ontology annotation, cellular component: mitochondrion.